AACUGCGCUCUGUCAAUCAUCCAAACAAAGUUCAAUGUAUACAAACAGCAGCGUCCAGCUUUGCGGUGCGAAAUGGCGCUAAUUACACGAGAAAUAAAUAAAGUUUGCCGACUUUGCUUGACCGAGGACGAAGUUAUUCUGUUUCCCGCAGCGAAACUGAUCGACUCCACGCUGACCGUGGACGAUAUCGAGCGAUUUACCGGUGUGCGGAUCUGCGAACAGGAACGCUUGCCGUACGUCGUGUGCAUCGAUUGUAAUAACAAGUUAAGGAAGUUCAUCGCCUAUCGUGCUUUCUGCACAAGCAAUGAUGUUCGGUUUAGGAAAUGGUUUGCGGUAACUCUUUCGGACGAUUUGAGCGACCCGGAUCGGACUAGUUCAUCGCUCAAAGCCCUCAUAAAGGAGGAAUUGACCGCUGAUCAACGCGAAGCCAGCAAACGUUACAGUCCUAUCGACGAUUGUAACGAUCAAGCGUUCGAUAGUAAGCAGAAAGUUCAAGAAAUUGAACAGGGCGAACAAAGGAUAGAAGAUGCUACUGCCCUAGAGGGUACGGAUAAUAUCGCCAUAGAUGAUGAGGAUCUGGGUCUUGAGCAGGUACUUUUGAGCGAUAAGUUGACGCCUGAUCCAUUCGAGACAAACAAUACCCUGCCAUCCACCCACCAAAGCGAGCAGCAACGGAAGCAACGGCGAAGGGUUACAGCAUCGCCCGCUGCCAAAGACAAACACGCCACACGGGACAGCCAGGAGCAGGACAGCAAAAAGCAUGUACCGGCCAAGCAGCUGUGCCCGCUGUGUGGCAAACUGGUGCACUCCAUGGCAGACCACAUGCUGUCCCAUACGAAGGAACCGAAGUUUUCCUGCCAGCACUGCCCGAUGACGUGCAGCCGCAAAUCGUACCUCAAGCUGCACGUGGACGCCGUGCACAAGAAGCGCAUCAUAAAGAGCUGCGAAAUGUGCGACAAAGGCUUCAGCUAUAUCGAAUCGUAUGAGGCUCAUAUGCGAUCGAAGCACAACUACGGAGAAUCGUUUGAAUGUACCAUAUGCAACAUUAAAUUUCGCCAUAAAGGCGGAUUGCGGGGUCACAACAAUCGCAAGCACAACGAUCAAACCAACUGCUCCUGUGACAUUUGUGGCAUGAAGUUUCAGGACAAGAGAGGGUUACGCGCUCAUGGUAGGGUACAUUCGGACGAGAAACCCUUUGCCUGCCAGUUCUGCCCGAAGCGCUUCAAGAGUCCAAACGCGCACAGAACGCACGAGCUGAUCCACAAGGGCGUUGUAUUUCCGUGCACGAUGUGCGAUAAAACGUACACGUACAAAUCGUUGCUCAAUAUGCACGUGAAAAAAUGUCACAUCAAGCAGGAGGAGAGUGCGGAAAAUUAACUCCAGAGGUUUUGUUUUUCCGGAGUGGUAUGACUCCAUGUGAAUAAUAGAAAGGAUGUGAAUUUUUAUUUUAGUGGAAUAUUGUUAAAUGUUUGACAAAACUCUGAAAUGCGCUGAAGUAUUUUCCACGUAACGCCCGUAAUGCAAAAUGCCAAGACAAACCGUUUUAUCAAUAAACAAACGCCAAUAAUGAAAGUGAAAA
Anopheles gambiae (African malaria mosquito) is the source of this 1579-nucleotide messenger RNA. RefSeq names its product zinc finger protein 62 homolog. The record is from RefSeq and is a predicted model, not a curated record. Gene Ontology annotation, biological process: regulation of transcription by RNA polymerase II. The transcript is spliced from 4 exons. Gene Ontology annotation, cellular component: nucleus. The coding region runs from base 73 to 1377 and encodes 434 amino acids. Gene Ontology annotation, molecular function: DNA-binding transcription factor activity, RNA polymerase II-specific; zinc ion binding; RNA polymerase II transcription regulatory region sequence-specific DNA binding. Lineage: Eukaryota; Metazoa; Arthropoda; Insecta; Diptera; Culicidae.